AUGAUGCGAACGUUAACGUUCAACCUGGCCUGCUGGGCAACCCUUGAUCAAUCAGCGGUUUGCGGACCAAAGAGACUCGAAGAAUAUCCAAAUUUUAACCAGAGAAGAGAAGCCGAAAAAAGUGAUUGUGUGGUGCCUAGUAUGUCCACAACAGCGCCAGAGUCGCUUAAAACGCAGUUAACUUAUGUAGAGGCGCGUAGCGGUGAGUUCAAAGCGCAGGCAUCCUCCCCGCAACUGUAUGGAACGAUCGUUCUCGGGAAGUGGAAGGAUGCAUUCCUGUUUGCGUGGCACGGCUACGGAAGUGCCGCUUUUGGAUACGAUGAGCUCCUGCCGACUUCAGAUGGCAGCAUUCAGAAUUUCAAUGGUUGGGGAGUGAUGCUCCAUGAUUCUUUAAAGACCAUGCUUCUCAUGCGCCUCAAAAACUCUGAAGAGUACAAGCACGCGAUGGAGCAUGUCGCCAAGCAGACCUUCAAAGACCAUGUGGGUCGGAACCGUCAUAAGUUUGCGAAUUACAAUGGUGGAAUCUCUUUCUUCGAAACAACCAUUCGCUACCUAGGCGGGUUGCUGUCCGCCUGUGGAUUGUCGGCCGACUUGGUACUUGGAAAAGGCCAACGAGCAAUCACACAACGUAUUGAUCUUAAUGACAUCGACCUUCUGCAGGAAACGCAGACGAAGGACGGGUUAUGGAGUGCAUAUUGGGGGUGGAAAUCGGUAUUCGCUCGGUCGCAAUUCCUCUCAGUCAUUCCGAUUCGUGAUGUCUCUUCCGUGGAUCUCGUGUGCCUCUACACGAGCCUCAUCGCGCUUGGCGUGGAGGCACUUGGCUCGGAACUCACGCAAGAACAAUCAGAUUUGCACCACUGGGCGGCUGGGCGGCUGAAGGACUGA
This is a messenger RNA of Cantharellus anzutake, 885 nucleotides long. RefSeq names its product glycoside hydrolase. The coding region runs from base 1 to 885 and encodes 294 amino acids. NCBI's taxonomy places the organism in Eukaryota, Fungi, Basidiomycota, Agaricomycetes, Cantharellales, Hydnaceae. Gene Ontology annotation, cellular component: endoplasmic reticulum; Golgi membrane. Gene Ontology annotation, molecular function: calcium ion binding; mannosyl-oligosaccharide 1,2-alpha-mannosidase activity. The transcript has 5 exons. The record is from RefSeq and is a predicted model, not a curated record. Gene Ontology annotation, biological process: carbohydrate metabolic process; N-glycan processing.